UUUCUGGGUUGGUUUAGGAGAUGUUACUUGAAUGAUCUUCACUUUUAAUGGUUUUUCUUCUGUUGUUAAUUGCUGUAAAUAUAUUGGCUUCGCUUGAUUGAGCUAAAAUUACACAAUAUUAUCAGCCUUUUGUUUUGACUGCAAAAUUGCAUGAACAGAUUUUGUUUCGUGUUAUGUUAUUUAUGGAAGAACCGGUAGUAUAUGUGCCAAUUAGGUUAAGUAGGUGUUGAUUUGAAUCACCAAUGGAACUUGAUCUUCCAUAGGAAGCUAUUAGAGGAAUUGGUUUUGGAAAUGAUUACGAGAUUUCUUAUCUUUGUGGUUUUCCUUGUACAAAGAGUUGAUCCUGUCUGGGAUGAACACAAUGAAACUUGUAAUGCCUGAUCAGAGUUUCUUGCUGCGGUUUUUUUGUGUUUUUAUUUCGAGUAGAUACGUUUAUGUUUUAGUGUUUGCAGGUCAGAAUGGAUCACCAAGGGCAUGGACAGCCCCCAGCGAUGGGAAUGUCGUAUGGCACUGGCCCGUAUCAAAACCAAGUGACUGGUGGCCCGAAUCCCGGGUCAAUCAGAGGCAUUCAACCGACAAAUCAGCCAACUGGAGCUCAACUUGCAGAACAGCAACUUGCUUAUCAGCAAAUCCAUCAGCAGCAGCAACAACAACUUCAGCAACAACUUCAGACAUUUUGGGCGAACCAGUAUCGAGAAGUCGAGAAAGUUACGGAUUUCAAGAACCACAGUCUUCCCUUGGCAAGGAUCAAGAAGAUCAUGAAAGCCGACGAAGACGUGAGGAUGAUAUCGGCCGAGGCCCCAGUCAUUUUCGCCAGGGCAUGUGAAAUGUUUAUCCUGGAAUUGACAUUGCGUUCGUGGAAUCACACGGAAGAGAACAAAAGGAGGACGCUUCAGAAAAACGACAUCGCGGCGGCGAUUACUAGGACCGACAUAUUUGAUUUCUUAGUCGACAUAGUUCCCAGGGAGGAUUUGAAAGACGAAGUUCUUGCAUCAAUUCCACGAGGAGCAAUACCCGUCGGAGCGCCUGCUGAUGCACUCCCGUACUACAUGCCUGCCCAACAUGCACUCCAAGUUGGGACUCCGGGGAUGAUAAUGGGGAAACCGGUUGUCGACCCUGCUUUGUAUGCACAGCAACCUCACCCCUACAUGGCCCAGCAGAUGUGGCAACCGCCGGAUCCCGAGCAACAGCAGUCAUCAUCUGAUCAUUAGCAGCUCUAAUAGCAUAGAAGGUAGAGAAGGCAAUUACAGUGUUGUAAAUUGCUUUUAGUUGCAGUUUUCAUUCCCUGGGGUAUUCUUAUAUUUGCUUUGCUUUUGUAAAUUGGUGACAAGACAUGUUCCUUUAGACAUCUCUGAGAAUGUUGUACGGAAUAAGGAGGCUUUCUAUUUUCGUUGAAGUAAUAAGUUGGUUACUUA
Hibiscus syriacus is the source of this 1415-nucleotide messenger RNA. RefSeq names its product nuclear transcription factor Y subunit C-3-like. Gene Ontology annotation, molecular function: DNA binding; DNA-binding transcription activator activity, RNA polymerase II-specific; protein heterodimerization activity. Lineage: Eukaryota; Viridiplantae; Streptophyta; Magnoliopsida; Malvales; Malvaceae. The record is from RefSeq and is a predicted model, not a curated record. The coding region runs from base 459 to 1211 and encodes 250 amino acids. Gene Ontology annotation, biological process: regulation of DNA-templated transcription. The transcript has a single exon. Gene Ontology annotation, cellular component: nucleus.